AUCCAAGCUCCUAACAGCCUCAACAUGAACAUCGGUGCUAUGUAAUGGGCGCACAACUGCCUACUCACCGGUUGGCUAGAUUAGGCGGACAUAACGGUCCAGUCCAUGCCUUAACCUACAGCGCUGGCACCGCGACCUACCUGCUCACGGGAUCCACCGAUAGGAUCAUUCGCUUAUUCAACCCAUCGACAGGCCGCCUUAUUCAGAAAUAUGAGACCCACGGAUACGAGGUUCUUGACAUAGCUGUCUCAGCGGACAAUGCCAGGCUCGUCAGUGGCGGUGGAGAUAAGACGGUGUUCCUGUGGGAUGUCGCGACGGCUCAAACAACGAGGAGGUUUAUGGGUCAUGUUGGGCGUGUAGAAAGCGUAGCAUUUGGAGGGGACGAUGCGAGUGUCGUUGCUAGUGCAAGUUAUGACUCCACGGUCAAACUAUGGGAUACGAAGAGUCAGGCACACAAACCUAUCAUGACGCUCGAUGAGGCACGUGAUAGUGUUUCAAGCGUUAAAGUGAGAGGUGCGGAGAUUAUGACUGGCUCUGUAGACGGAUCAACUCGAACAUACGACAUUCGAAUGGGUAGCAUAUACCAGGACGCCAUGGGCUCAAUAACGUCCGUCACUCCAACGAAGGAUUGUGCGUCACUCCUCGUGAGUACUCUCGAUUCGACAAUUCGACUUAUGGACAAAGCCAACGGGAAGCUUCUCCAGAGCUUCAAGGCUCCAGAGUAUAGAAAUCAGACAUAUCGUCUCCGUUCGACUCUGGGGUUCAAUGACAGUGUAGUUCUGAGUGGCUCCGAGGAUGGAAAUAUUGAUGCCUGGGACUUCCUGACUGGAAAAUUAUUGCACGCGUUAAAGCAUACUGACCAGUCUGGAGGCAACAUGCCAACAAGCGAGAAGGCAAAGAAGAAGGACGUAAUCAGUGCUGUCACAGUAUGCAAUGCCAGAAGAGAGUGGGCCAGUGCUGGUGGCGACGGUGAGAUCGCAUGCGAAAUCUAACUUACAAAUUUGCUGAAAUUGAUCAGGUACAGUCGUCGUAUGGAGCGAAAGUCCAGCCAACUGAGCACAGCCAUGAGGAUGGAGUUCAAUCUAUCGCCUGUCACUGAAAUACUGGUCUUCCUCAAGCUGACAUCCGCCGUCAUCUCACGCACGUCUUACCGACUAUUCGACUCUCCGGAGUGAGCAUCGGUCAAUCUAGACAACAGGUACAUCUCUCUUACCACAGAAUGUAUCUAUCCGCACACCGAUGGCCCAAUGAUACGUCGCUAAAGUCACCGAAGUCUCACGAUAUACCCAAAUCACUAACCUGAUCUCAAGACCAGCAACCAAUAAUCCCAGUGUCUAGCUAGACCACGAGCGUUCGUUGAGAGCAGCGGUGUGAGAACCAGCCUCUACGUUGCUCUGCCACGUGUGUAUACACAGUAG
Messenger RNA from Pseudovirgaria hyperparasitica, 1418 nucleotides. Its product is annotated as WD40 repeat-like protein. The record is from RefSeq and is a predicted model, not a curated record. The transcript is spliced from 5 exons. Lineage: Eukaryota; Fungi; Ascomycota; Dothideomycetes; Acrospermales; Acrospermaceae. Gene Ontology annotation, molecular function: protein binding. Gene Ontology annotation, cellular component: catalytic step 2 spliceosome. The coding region runs from base 45 to 992 and encodes 315 amino acids. Gene Ontology annotation, biological process: mRNA splicing, via spliceosome.